Molecule: messenger RNA, 2283 nt
Organism: Penicillium manginii
Lineage: Eukaryota; Fungi; Ascomycota; Eurotiomycetes; Eurotiales; Aspergillaceae
Product: Mg2+ transporter protein CorA-like/Zinc transport protein ZntB
Exons: 3
Coding region: 1-2283 (760 amino acids)
Biological process (GO): metal ion transport; transmembrane transport
Cellular component (GO): membrane
Molecular function (GO): metal ion transmembrane transporter activity
Source: RefSeq, a predicted model, not a curated record
AUGGCCGAGGAUCAACCAGAUUCGAAAGUAGUUCAGAGGUUACGCGGGCUGCUCCAAGAACGCUCUGCCUCAGAGGACGAAGAGGUUGAGGACUUACUCCCCAAUCAGUAUAAAUUGGGGUCUACAGGCUUCACGGUAGGCCUAGAAUCCAAUGGCUCUGCUUUGAAUGCCAGUGGUUCGCUGGAGGACAUUUUACGCCUCGAUCCCCAAGCGAAAGGGAAGGUUCCCGAAGCUAUCAGCCUACCGGAGUCCGAAUCUUGUUAUUCAGCAUCUGACGAAGCAAGCGCCCGAGAUAGCGACAAUGAGGUUGGGCGCUCAUUGUAUGCAUUGCAAGGGUUUGACGCACCUCUUAUCCCCUCUGCUGUUAGACUGCCAUCGUCCGAGAAUUUGUCAAUGGCCAGACAGCCCAAGAGGAAGAAAGAAGAAGAAAAAAAGGCACCUCAACCCUUCAGUUAUAGAAAGGUAAUUCAAAAUGCGGGCAAGGCGCUGGAUCAUAUCGCAAACGGGAACUUGCAGGCAGUAUCCCGCCAUGAUAGAGUAUCAAUCUUUUACUACGAUUACCUUCGCGAUGAAUCUGUCUACUCACAGUCUAUUGAGGAUGCCCGGGAACUACCGUCAUUAGGAGACAGGACCGAUAUACGACAAAGGCUGAUCUUAGUGGAGGAUCUUUCUGAAAGAACGAUCGAAGUUCUGGGAAGAAGAUUCGGAAUAAAUCCAGAAUUCUUCGAGGAGCACCUACUAAAUUCCGGAUAUUCUGGAGCGAAGUUUGAUCAGCCAUUAUCCAAGGCAUGGAGGACGGCCUCGCUACCGAAGUCUUAUGUCUGCAUGAAGUGGUUCCGACCCGUUUGGAAAACACCUACAUACUUCUCCAAUCGUGACAUGCCAGAUCUUCUCCGAGACAAAACAGAGCAUUUCACGCACCGUGGUAAAUUUACCACCAGAGCCGAAACAAACAUAUUCCGUUUGGAGUGGGACCUAUGGACUGAUCCAGCUAAGACAAUACGAGUGAGCAGAGAAUGUGGCUGGGAAGAGAAAGUAUCCAUCUGGAAAGGGAGUCUAUCCGAUCAGGAUUGUGAGAUUGUGAUUGUUCUCCUUGAUCCCCUACCUCAGAUUAGCGAGCAGCGGGGAUUGAUCAAGAAAGAAUCUCAUCAUCAGGCAGAGGGUUCCCAAGAAACAUCGCUUUUACUUCCCAAUCCAGGGGAUGACGGCGACAUUGAAGAGGCCCGUGCAAGUAUUUUCGGGACAAGCGAGGAUGGCCUGCCACGCCGUAUGAAUGAAAGGAGCACGUUCUCUGACCGUUGGCUACGUUUUCUUAUGCGACAAUCAAAAGGAAAACACGUCGAACAUGAUCCAAUACACAGGUGCAUCAUCGAGCAGAUGGCCCCGCGCAAGGAAAUGGAAGUUAACCUGGACCAAAUAUUCCGAAACGAAGAACCGACCAUGGACUUCCUCGCUUCAUUGAACCGGACCAAAUCUACACGCGAUGAGCUUUGCGAUGUGUUGGAGCCUGGCGUUGGUCACAUUAGCCUGACUUCUCCCUUGCUACAAAUAAUCUGCCGGGACAUGUUUACCCUCCUCAAACAAUUGAGCCGUACCCUUGAUGAAAUAGAUAUUGAAAUCAUUGAUGAUGCACGGAUGGAAGAUCGCCUUAUCCUAUGGCGCCAGAUUAUCAGUCGUGCUCAGCGGGAGCUACCUGAGUUCACUGCGUCUAUACAACCCCUUGUUGCUUUCGUGGCAAAUAUCGACCCCAGUGGUGCUUAUGAGGAGGGAUCACAGGAUGCAUCGAAUGAAAUAUUAAAUUUGAAGACUCUGUUGAAAGAAAUUCAGCAAAUGGUGGAGCGGUUACGAGUCACGUCGGUCUCUUUGACAUCAAAUAUGGCACUUCUUGAUAGUCGCAGAUCCAUCGCUGAAGCACAUGCCGUGACAAGACUUACUGAGCUGGCCUUCAUAUUCAUUCCUCUCUCGUUCGCAGCAACUGUCUUUGGAAUGCAAAUUGAACCUUUUUCCAAUCCAGUUCCUGCUAGUUAUUUCUUCGUUGUGGCUGUUGCAGCAACAAGUUUCUCAUACAUCAUGCGCCUUCUCAUGCGCAGUCAAUGGCUCACGCAGGUGAAGACAGACAUGAAAGUCAGCAUUAGAAAGUAUGCCGAGAAAAAUGGAAUUUCUAUCAAACCCCGAUCGCUUUCCGUGGGGCUGACCGUUCAAUGGAUGGUGAGCACAUUUUUCGCCAACUCUUUGAAAUAUGGGUCAGUCUGGGGAUCCUACUGGCAAUCCUUGUCCCUUUAG